This is a messenger RNA of Hemibagrus wyckioides, 2038 nucleotides long. RefSeq names its product proline rich 18 (gene prr18). Lineage: Eukaryota; Metazoa; Chordata; Actinopteri; Siluriformes; Bagridae. The coding region runs from base 613 to 1407 and encodes 264 amino acids. The record is from RefSeq and is a predicted model, not a curated record. The transcript has a single exon.
GUAUGAAUUCCUUAUGGAUAUGCAGUAAGUGCUGCUUCUAAAGGUAUAAAAGCAUAUUGAUUUUUACUUAGUUAUUUGGGGACUGGAGGCUGUUCCUAUGGGAUGGGAGGGGUGUCAGUGAAAGAUGUGAACAUCAGAUCAGGUCUGCGUUAGUUAAGGGCACGUAUACUCAAGGUCACUGAUGGACAAAAUGCUUAAUGGGCAAAUUCUGAGGUCUGAAGUUUAAUAAAUGUACUUAUUCUUUGGGAUAUUACGAUGAUAAUAACAAUGCUGACUUACUAAAUCGGGUAAGAAUUAGGUCAUGUUCUACUUUGCAAUCAGGUGUUUAACGCUUGGUAGGCUAAAAAACGUAGGUUAAAAUGCAUGAUGAUGGAAUCUCGUCGCCCACUUUCAGGCACGUGCCUUGUCUUUGCGCUGUGGCCACGCCCUCUGUCCCUGAGUCUAUAUAAGCGACAGGACCCCUCCUUCUCCCGGCAGCGAAGCUUAAACCGGUGAAGAAGGCGCUUGUUACUGGAUACAGCGAAUGGCUGGGUUUAGUUAUCUGCCUAACUGAACGCUGCGGUUUAAUUUUUCCAGAAAUACGCGCCGUUCGCCCUUAACGCAGCCGAUAAGAUGCCUUUUCCACCUAUAAACCUCCAUUCGCGGAUAUCAUCGCCAGGAAAAGAUCUGUUCAGGAAGAAGAAAACCGGCACGACUGUUGUUCUUCCCCAGUCUUUGCUCAGUCCGAAACCGCGCGAGGAGAAGGAACCGGAAAAGGACAAACUGUCCACGUCCUGGCCUAGUGCCAAUCUGAGACAGCUUGGACGUAAACCGCAGCAGCAACAACAGCAACAUUCUAGCAAAUUUCCCACAGACUGUUCAGUUCCGAACCUCGACGUCGUGGACGUGAAAAGCCCGUGGCUGAACGCGAGCAAACCGCUGGGUGGCUCGUGCGAAAGCGUGCCGCGCUCCAGCUCCGGGGAAUCCGCGGCCCGGCGCGCCGUCGCCUACGGCAAAGAAGAGCUGGACCAGGAGGUGCAGUUCUCUCUCAGCCUCACCCCUGAAGCCAUCCUCGUCAUUCAGAAACGCAACCUGGAAAAACAGAUGCUGGCCAAGCAGCAGAAGUGCUGCGGAUCGACGGACGCCAAACACCGCCGCGCCGUUCCGUCCAAAAGGGCGCAGGGCGCUUCGAAGAGCACGGGCCCUGCCGUCAAACUGGACAGCUCGAAUGACAUCAGCGCGAUCGUGAAGAUCUCACUGCUCAACGACCAGCACAAGUACGACGACGUGGAGUACGAGGAGGAGGACGGAGACGUGGACGAGACGGUGAUGCGGAAAUGUAAAGAGUGGCUGAAAGGUGUAGAGAGCGCAGCCGCCUUCAGCAAAGUGGACAAACUCUCUGCUCUCCCGCAUCUCAAGAGCUGCUGAUGGAUGCCACUGUGAAAAUCGGAAAUGUUCCUCCAAAAAGAUCAAUGGACUGAAAAUAUCAUUUCCUCUUGCUGUAGCCUGUUGAUAUGGCACUGUGCGUUUGUUUGUCUCUCAGUGACUUUUCGGUUUCUUUCGCACGGACAGCGAUGUCGCAUGCGGCCUUCUGGUCCUUUAUUUCCACUCGGCUGUGUUUCCACUCAGGUUGCGUUCUCGAUGUAGCGCCAUUCAAUCACACUUCGGAUAAACGAAUGUCCAUCCUGUGAAGCUUAGGCACCUGUGCUCACCAUGCACAGUCAAAGCCACAGGUGUCCUGCUUUUUUUGACAUGGAUAGUGUUUUAGUGCGGAUGUGAUGGUACGGUUUGGGGCGCAGCAUCCCACUGGCGCGCACGACGCUUUCCUUUUGUGCCAGAAAUCAAAGACAGUGUGACAAACUUUACAAUGCAGAAUUGACAAAUGUGUGUGUGUGAGUGUGUGUGUGUGUGUGUGUAAAAAAGCCUAUACACGGAGUCAGUGGGUUUGAUAAAACCAGCUUUGUACAGUAUUUAUUUAAUAACGUUACGUUGUGUUUGUGUUUUAGCCUAGAUCUUGUCAUUUUUAUGGUUUUUUAUGAAAUAAAGUGUAUUAAAUCCA